This is a messenger RNA of Schistosoma spindalis, 672 nucleotides long. The record is from the annotation of a GenBank genome assembly. Lineage: Eukaryota; Metazoa; Platyhelminthes; Trematoda; Strigeidida; Schistosomatidae.
GGGAAAUAAAACUAUCUAAGACUUCACCUUGAGCACAUCGUAAUGCCUAUGAGAUCUCGCGCAGUAUAUGAAGUAAAGUGAGAAUUUGUACAUACAAACGGGAUACAGAUGGACAAUAAAUUGUGUAGUACAUAUUGUUUUAAUAAUGGAGAAUGUACUUUAUGUUCAGAACAAGAUCCUUUAACUGAGACUAAAUGUCUAAGAUGCAGAUGUCCAAGACAAUGGGCAGGAGAUAGAUGUGAAAAAAAAAUAAGAUUUUUAUCAACAUCUCUAAAGGAAAAGCCUCAAGAAAUACCAGUCGGUAUCAUGAUCGGCCUAUUCACCACAUGUAUAAUGCUACUGAUCAUUUUCGUUAUGAUUAAGUAUCAAGUCAUAGAAAAGUUGUGGACAAAAAUAAAACUAUACUACUCAAGAAACAGUUCUAUUAAGAAAGACUCAACAUCUUUUUCUUACGUAACUUAUGUGAAUGAUGAAACCGUAAUUAUUUGAAUAUUUUCUUUCAACCUGAAACGGUAUAAUUUAACUGAUUUCUUCUUUUCAUACACUUCCAGUAUUUUAUAGACUUGUGAGCACUAUGAAAAUAGAUAGUACGGUAUCGCGAAAUCGUUUUAUCAGUCUUUAUGAAUAAAAAAUUUAGACAGUUCUGAAGUGUGUGGAAUGUCAUACUAUGGU